CUCCUCCUCACUCUCCACCCCCCACCUGCGCUAAUUAAUCACGUCACGAGAUCCCCUUCUCCUCCACCUCCGGCCUCCGCCUCCGCCGCCUCCCUCCGCCGCCGCGCGCGGUGGUAAGGGCGGGACUCGCGCGCGCUCGCCCGCCGGAGUUCUGCGGGAGCGGCAAGGCUCCCCCUCCCCUCCCCUCCCGUCGCCGCGCCACAAGGUUGACCUUAUAGAAUGAAUCCAUAAAAUGAUUCUUUAUUUCAACAUAUAUUGGAGAUGGAUGAUCUGCCAGAUGACCAAGGACAAUCCGAUGCACACCCUUCAGAUCCAAAUUGGUGGCCCUCACAUGUGGAGAACAAGUUCAGACCAAUUUCUCUGACUAAACAGGGAGCAGAUUUGGGUUCGGCAGAAUCUUCCCUUGAUUGUAGGGAAGGCAACCAUUCAUUAUGGGCUGCCCAGACAUUAUGGUGUACUGGGUGUUUAUCAAGUCCAAUACCCAAUGGUUUUUAUUCAGUCAUUCCAGAUAAGAAACUGAAGGAGCGUUUUGACACUAUCCCGUCUCCUGAUGACCUUUAUUCCCUUGGAAUAGAUGGAUUCAAAGCUGAGAUAAUUCUUGUGGACUUAGAGAAGGAUAAAAAACUAUCUGCUAUAAAGCAGCUAUGUUCAGCGCUGGUAAAAGGAUUGAAAUCGAACCCUGCUGCAGUGAUAAAAAAGAUGGCAGGGUUGGUUUCUGACUUCUACAAGCGGCCAAAUCCGCAACUCAGUCCUGCAAGAACUUCCUCUGAGGAAAUUUCUCAUUUCAUGGAAAACCGUGGAGUUCAAUUGCUGGGGCAAAUAAGACAUGGAUCUUGUAGACCCAGAGCAAUAUUAUUCAAAGUUCUUGCAGAUGCUGUUGGUAUGGACUGUAAGCUGCUGGUGGGCAUUCCAAAUGAAGAAUACCAUGAAUAUGAUGAUUCAUCCAAACAUAUGUCUGUUGUUGUUAUGCUGAAAUCCGUGGAGUUUCUAGUUGAUCUUAUGCGUUUUCCUGGACAACUAGUUCCAUUCUCAUCCAAGGCUAUCAUUACAUCACAUAUAUCUGCAGCUGGAGAGAGCGACUCAGCGGACUAUGAUUCUUGUGAUUCUCCUCUUGAACCUAAUAGUCCUCUGUGUCCCCAACGGCAAGAGCAAGAUGGGUCCUUCAAAGUUCCGUCUCUAAGAAAUAUCAUGCUUAAAUCGACAAACUCUAUGGAGGGUAAAUUGAGAUGUUCAUCACAAAGUGAUCCAAAUGUGGCCAAUGCCUUCUGUGGUCGCAGCCGCAGGAAGGUUGUGGAGGAACAUCAAAGAACUGCUAGCUCAAGUCCAGAGCACCCAUUGUCCAGAACACGUGGACGCUCUAUGCUUGGUGAUAGACAGUAUGGGGAUGGUGUAGCUGUCUCAAGGUCAGAUGGCGCAUCAACAUCCAAUAUGCGUAGAGGACGGAGAAGAAGCAUAAGUAUUACCCCUGAAAUUGGUGACGAUAUUGCGAGUGCUGUUCGAGCCAUGAGUGAAAGGAUGAGAGAAAACCGCCUUUCAAGGGGGCAAAAUGAUGGCAGUCCAGGACACUUGAGUGAUUCAAAAAAGAAUGAAUCAGUAGAUGAUUUGAACGACAAUGAAGUACAUGUAGGAGGACCAGGUGAGCAGGAGGGCUCAAGAAGGCAAGUUAGUAACCAGAAGGCUGUGUCAUUACCUUCAUCGCCCCAUCGAUUGCGCAGUGAUGGUUCUGACCUCAGAGGGCCAGCUGACUUUCUCACAGCAGAACUGAUGUCCACUUGGAAUAAGGUUUUGCGAUCCUCACCAUUUCUGAACAAGCCUUUAUUGCCUUUUGAGGAAUGGCAUAUUGAGUUCUCGGAGAUUACUGUUGGCACUCGUGUUGGGAUAGGGUUCUUUGGAGAAGUUUUCCGUGGCAUCUGGAAUGGAACAGAUGUAGCUAUAAAAGUAUUCUUGGAGCAAGAUUUAACAACAGAGAACAUGGAAGAUUUCUGCAACGAGAUCUCCAUACUUAGCCGUCUUCGACACCCCAAUGUUAUAUUGUUCCUUGGUGCAUGCAUGAAGCCUCCUCACUUAUCGCUAGUCACCGAAUAUAUGGAAAUGGGUUCUUUGUACUAUUUAAUUCAUGCAAGUGGCCAGAAGGGUAAGCUCAGUUGGCGAAGGAGGCUAAAAAUGCUUCGUGACAUAUGUAGGGGUCUUAUGUGCAUGCACCGUUUGAAGAUAGUUCACCGUGAUUUGAAGAGUGCAAAUUGCCUUGUUAACAAGCACUGGACAGUCAAAUUAUGUGAUUUUGGGCUCUCUCGAGUUAUGUCAAAUUCUGCAAUGAAUGACAAUUCAUCUGCAGGAACUCCAGAGUGGAUGGCUCCUGAGCUUAUUCGUAAUGAACCAUUUACAGAGAAGUGUGAUAUCUUCAGCCUUGGAGUUAUCAUGUGGGAACUUUGCACUCUGAGUAGGCCUUGGGAAGGAAUACCGUCAGUUCAGGUUGUUUAUUCUGUUGCGAAUGAAGGGGCCCGGUUGGAAAUACCAGAUGGACCUCUUGGAAGCUUGAUAGCUGAUUGCUGGGCGGAACCGGAGAAGCGUCCAGGUUGCCAGGAGAUUCUCACCCGUUUGCUUGAUUGCGAAUACACCUUAUGUUGAGAUAUUCUGCCUCUGGUCUGUAUAGCGGUUUUAGAGGCAGCGGCGAAUUGGCUCGGCUUAUACACCGUUUCUUUUUCCCAUUUCCCAUCAUUUUGACAUCGUUGAGAUGUAAAUUGGGCAACCUGUACUUAAUAAGCAAGCUUCAAUGUUUACACCAUUCGUCUGUUUAACCAUUUUUACC
Oryza brachyantha (malo sina) is the source of this 2809-nucleotide messenger RNA. RefSeq names its product serine/threonine-protein kinase EDR1-like. NCBI's taxonomy places the organism in Eukaryota, Viridiplantae, Streptophyta, Magnoliopsida, Poales, Poaceae. The record is from RefSeq and is a predicted model, not a curated record. The transcript has 17 exons. Gene Ontology annotation, molecular function: ATP binding; protein tyrosine kinase activity. Gene Ontology annotation, biological process: protein phosphorylation. Bases 262 to 2628 code for a protein of 788 amino acids.